AUGAGUGGUGAAGACGGGUCGGCAGGGGAGGAGGCGCAAGGGGAGCAGAUUGAGGGAGGAGAGACGAAAGAGAUCGAGACUUUCUCUUCGGAUGGUGACGGGCAGAGCAUGCGAGAGUCGCGAUCAAGGAGGAGUUUCAGGCCUCGGUCUACCAACGCCUACUCCUCUGCCUCUACCCUCUCCAACUCGAUGCACUUUGACUUCCCUAACAACAUCUCUCGCGCUUCCCUCGUCUCUGCCAGCGGCAGCACCUGCUCCCGGUCCGGGCUCAAGGAGCUGCGACAUGCCCGGCAACACACGGAGGACGCGUACAAGAUGCUCAAGAGCAGACUGGCAAAGCUUGCGUUCGAGGAGCAGAGGGCGGUGAAGGUGGCGGAGAUCAGCAAGCAGCGAGCGCAGGAGAUCGGGAGGCUGCGGGCGCAGAUCGAGGAGAGGAGGCGGUUGAAGGAGAAAGAGAAGGCACAGAGGAGGAAGCAACUGCAGCUGGAGAUCGAGGCGAAGGCGAACGAGAAGAAAGAGCGUCAGAUGAGCAUCCGAAACCUGCGGGACUCGCUGGUGAUGAGCAGGCAGGAGCUGGCGAGCAAGGUCAGGCAGGAGAAGAAGGAGAACGAGAGGGAGAGGGAGGAGAUCGCUCGGCGGGUCCUGGAGGACAAGAAGAAGUUGAAGAUGUCAGUGGCGGAGAUGUCAUCGGGGAAGGGCCAGUACGAGAGGAGGAAAGCAAUCGCGCAGAAGCACAACAUGGCGGACUUGGUGUACCAGGACAAGCUGAUCCAGGAGGAGCAGGAAAGGAGCAGAAUGAAUCGACUCAUUCUCGAACUGCAGGAGCAGGAGAAGAUCAUGCUGCAACGGGUGGCGAAGGCGCAGGAGAUGCAAGUGAAGGCGCUGAUCGUCCUCAAGGACUCGCUCAUGUGA
Guillardia theta CCMP2712 is the source of this 912-nucleotide messenger RNA. RefSeq lists its product as hypothetical. Bases 1 to 912 code for a protein of 303 amino acids. Lineage: Eukaryota; Cryptophyceae; Pyrenomonadales; Geminigeraceae. The transcript has 4 exons. The record is from RefSeq and is a predicted model, not a curated record.